Dalotia coriaria is the source of this 4692-nucleotide messenger RNA. RefSeq names its product Coiled-coil and C2 domain containing 2A (gene Cc2d2a). The record is from RefSeq and is a predicted model, not a curated record. Gene Ontology annotation, biological process: protein localization to ciliary transition zone; non-motile cilium assembly. Gene Ontology annotation, cellular component: ciliary transition zone. NCBI's taxonomy places the organism in Eukaryota, Metazoa, Arthropoda, Insecta, Coleoptera, Staphylinidae.
CUUAGUUACCGACAAUACAAACAAUACCGGCAACUCUAAACUCUCAACGUUUGUAAACAAGAAAAUAAAAGUGCGAUCAAAAUGGAUUCAGAGCAUGAAUUAACAACAUUGGCAAUGGAACGAAGAAAACCAAGAAAAUUAGUACCACCAUUAAAAAAUGCCCCCAAAAACAAGCAGAGGAUGAAAAACAACAGAAUUUCAUCGCCAGAAAUAGAAUCUAUAACCGAAUCAGGCACAUCCGAUAAAACAUCAAAUAAUUCAAGUAACACUGAUAUGUUCUUGGCACAUUCGAAACGCCAUGUAAAUCGAUCUGCAAAACAUAUAUCUGAAGAUGAAAUAUCGAAUAUUUCAACGUUAGACUCUCACCGUUCAGAAACAACUGCCGGAACCUCAGAGGAUAUUUCAAGAUCCAAUCUUCUCAAUUCUUCCCCAAAAGCUUCCGAGUCAAAGACUUACAGAGACAAAUUGAAGGAAAGAUUUCGAAGCGUAAAGAAACAAUCAUCACAAAGUAUCGAAAAAUCUUCGAUAAAAAAGUUUAAAAGUAAGAGUCAAGAUGUUGUCAUUUUGAACAAAUGUAUAGACAACCUAAAACAUGAUAAUCACAACGUUAAUUUGCAAUUAAAAGCACAUAAAAGGUAUGUUUAUCAAGGCGUCGGAGGUGAAGUAAGCAGUGCUGAAAAAUAUCUGUUCUUUUGUGAAUCUUUACCGGAUACAGCUAUUGAAACAGAAGGAAGUGAUGAAAUUGAUAAAGAUAAUAUGAACGAAAAUGUCGUUGUAGAAAAAAGAGCUGAAAAUAUGAGCGAAUUCUUAAUUAAAAGUUAUGAAGAGUCGGUUUGGUCACCUAAAGGAAAAACUUUGACACACGAACUAGAAUCUGCAAACAAGGAUCUUGCAGACGAAGGUUUAUUCAUUGCAGAAUCACCUAAAAUACCCCAAAGAGAUUUGGCGCAGUUAAAACAAAGAUUAUUAGCAUCAGACAACAAUGAAUUUUUUGACGCAGCUGGAAAACUUAAAUUUGAAGAAUCAAAUUACUCCAAACUCAAUUAUCGACCAGACCGAUUCGAUGAAAUUAACCCAUUUGAAUUAACAUAUCAUAAACCAUCUACGACAGUACCAGCUGGUAUGUCUUCAGUGGUAAUCAAGAAAGCAAAACCUAUGUUGGAAAUCAAUAUACAAGGAUUCCGUUUUACAAACCAUCCACUAUUUAGCCCCGAACACACGUUGCAAGAAAAUCUAGUCCGCCAUUUUGACAUUCACAAAGAAUUUCGGCGGAAUAGAAAACGCGAUAAACUCUGGGAGCGUUUACAAUCGUUGAGAAGAAGUCAGUCGGAAUUACAACAGGGCGAUAAUGCAGCUGGUGAUGCACAUCAAGACUUAGAUUUAUCCAAAAUUGCUCUAACAAAACAAAUUAAAAAUAUUAGAGAAGAAUAUUAUGCAGAGUGUAAAGCAUAUAGAGAUAAUGCUAAAAAUGUCAUAAAUGCAUGGAAAUCACUAAAACAACUUCGUAUUGAUAAUGGUUAUUCAACAACAACAAUCAAAUUAAUAAUUAGUAAACAUACAGAGUCUGAAGGCUUUUACGACGAUCCAGCAGUUGCACUAAAUGAGUUAAAAGCGGAAAAAGAAGAAGAAUAUCAAGAGCAGUUGAAUAACUAUAAGAAAGAACUUAUAUCAUGGCGGAAACUACAAGAAGAUGAUGAAUUAAUUGAUGAGGAAAAACCAAUAAAACCGCCACGCAUCAUCAGCGCAAAAAAACUGCGAGCAACUGUAGAAAGUAUGAUCACAGAAUCCUUUGGAGACAGUGAUGAACCAAUCAUUAGUUUUACAGUAAAUUAUUCACAUGGAAUUACUCCAAGUGAUCAAGUAAACGACGAAGAGAAAAAUAGGAGAAAAUCAGUAGAAAACACCAAAAUGAAACUAAAAUUAACACUAAACAAUGUCCUAAUUUGUAAAUCAAAGACAUGUAAACUAAACCCCAACUUUACACUGAAUUUCGAUGAAGUUUUAAGCCUGAAACUACGCGAAACUGAAAAUAUUACCAAUGAAAACAUAGAUAUUCAACUUAUUGAAGAACAUGUAACAAAUAUAUCGAAACGAUCACUUGGCACUGCCAAAGUGGAUAUUCCUAGAUUAGGACAACUAAUCGGACAAACUGAUUUCCAAGAAGUUUAUUUUAAUGAACAAACUAUACAAGGUUUUUUAACAUUUUGUAUAGGAUGGGAUACAAUUGGUACCAACCAGGAUGAAAACAAAAGUACGAAUAUUCUAAACGCAGAAGGAGGCUUAAACAUUGAAAACCUUCAACACUGGAUAGAUACAAGUAAUCCUGAUCCUGAAGAUCCGCGCAAUGCAAUCAUAUUCGAUUAUUUAUCCGAAAAUAAACGCGAUAAUUCUCCAUUGGCACAAGUGGAGUCUACUAAAUACUUUCGAUGUGAUCCGUAUUUAGAAACAUUUACAAUUUGUUCGAAAGAAGAUAUUGAAAACAAUGUGCGUCUGCAACUGUUAAGAUUACGCGAUAAAAACGAGCCGGAAUUUGUGGGAAUGAUGGUUCCGAAUCGUCUAAAUGAAAUACCAAGUAAUAUAUUCGCAACGUACAAACGGCGCUUGGCCGAAGAGAAAUAUCAAGAGUAUUUCGAUAAAGAAGAUGAAGUUGACGAUGAUCUUACCUCAAAAAGAUCUUUGGGGAGGAAGUACUUGAGACAAAUACACACAAAAGUGUUUCAACUUUGUAGAAACUGUGAGAAUAACUUGACUUUCGAAGACGUUAUUGAUGAAAAGAUGGUUCCAUGGAUUCAAAAUUAUUUGAAAACUAUGCUGUCGAACUUUAUAAACUGGUUUAAAAUAAUACCAGCUUUAACUAAACCAUUGCCAAUGCUAGAACUGCGUUCGGAAGUUGAGUGUUUAAACGCAAAACAUGAUUCUGGAGUGACUUAUGGAGGAACAGCUAAAAUUGUUAUUAAUUUAAAAAGUGGUAUUAAUUUACCAAUACCAAAUGAAAAUGUUAAAGUAAAUUCAAGCAGAAAACAAAGUAAAUCGAGAAGUAGCACCGGUGAUGGCAGUAAUAGUGCAAACUCUACUAAAACGACGCCUAUUCCACAAUAUUUUGUUGAAAUUUGCUGCGAUAACGACAAAAACGAAGUAAUAACAAGCGGGUUAUCACAAGGAAAGCAACCAACGUGGAAUGAGACUUUAACAGUUUCGUUAAACUCUGAAAACUUAGAUUAUUUGAAUCCUAAUUCAUUGAAUGGGUCUAUUUAUAUAAAUCUUUUCAACUUGUCGAAGAACUCUGAUGGACUUGCUGUUAACUUGGGUAGUGUAGUAAUAACAAUUGCUGCAGCAGUUUCGGAAAACAAGCUUGAAGGCGAAUUUCCCUUAAACAAGCCUCCAUUUAUUCACGGAUAUGAAAAAGAAGAAGAAAUACGUUCGCCAAGUACACCCAGAACACAAGUCAAUAAGAACACAAAUUUGAGCUUCCUUGAAAUGUCUGUUUAUGUUGAUUCAACAGUUCCAAAAAUCUCUGCUGAUUUGGGUUCAAUAACUUGUGGCGAACCACCUUUUAUUAAAGAUCACAUCAUCGAAUGGAAUAAGCGCUUUAAUCUCGACCAUCCCCGAAGAAAAUUCAGUGCUUUGGCUAUUGACAGCAAUGGGAAAACAAUUUGUCUUACAAGAUUUAUCAAAACUUUAGAACCACCAAAACUAAACGCUGAUGAAUUUGAUGUUAAUUUGGAACAAUGCGCGCGAUUUGUUUCUUUGAUUCCAUUUAGAAAAGUUAAUAAAUUUUACGAAAACAUUUGGUUAACAGCAGAACAAACCUUAAAAUUGGGAAUAGGAUCAAUUUAUGACCAUGCAACUUUAUUAACUUGCUAUUUGCUCUCUCUUAAACUGGAAGUUUGGUUGUUGAUGGGGUUUGGGAUACCCCAUGGUAAUACUGCUUAUGUUUUGAUUAGAGAAUACAAUGAAACACCGCUUCCAAAUCACUUCAUCAUCGACGUAACUAAUGGAACUGUCUAUAAUGUUACUGAUCUAUACUGUCCUCUUAAGAAAGUCUACUGUGUAGUCAAUGAAAAUAAUAUUUGGGGAAAUGUUCAACGUGGCGAUGCUGUUUUCACAACAAGAUUUGAUUUUACACGAAGAUUUGACUGGCAACCACUGUUUAACAACUCAGUUUCAUCACCUAGCAAUUCAGUGCAGCACAGUUUGCAUUAUCUUCAAAGUGGUGAUGCACUCAAGUUACAAAAUGUCAUUGAGAAGAAACUACACAAGAAAAUAGCGAAACUGCGGGAGCAUGAUGUUACAAUUUGGAAUCAUUACAUAUCUAACUUAUUAAGGGCGCAAAUCUUAAAAGCUGAGAAGAACUUCAUGCAUAGCAAGACUCAUUUGACUUCAUCCAGUCAAAUGAUUGAAUAUUCAAACAAUUUCAGGAUUAAUGGAAUUAUCCAAUAUUUCUCGUUCAGCAGUGUGAAUGAAGUUGUGGAUAUGAUUGCACAAACAAAGAUAUGGAAUAUUACUGGCUCCAAUGUUGAGUUUGCCAGUUGUGUACAGGUACAUGCUUAUGUUAAUCAAGUUAUCGCCGUUUGGAUCGCAUUAGUAUCAAUUGUUAAGAAAUAAUCAAUUAAUAUAACUACUUACUUGAAUAAAUAAUAAUAAAGAAGAAGACUGGCUGCAACUCACACAUUUGAUUGCGGUAACCUCAAA